AUCGCACAUUCGAUUUGUAAACCGCAAAAAACACUUCGCCUCAGCCAAGGGAAGCAGAAAUGGAUCGACAAGCUUCGACUUCUCGAAGCGAAGUAUGAGUGUAGAGAUAGGCAAGUUAUUGCGAAGGAACUGCCGUGUGUUGAUGAGGGCAGUGUGGGCACUGAAGUUGCUAAGGCCUACUACCCUUCUAAUAACGAGGAGGUCGAGAGUGUGGCAAGUGAUGAGGUGUACCUGCCUGAGGAGACGGAUGAUGAUGUGGCAGCGCCGCGAACAAACGACGAGAUUUUCAAGGAAGGCAGCGAAGAGGCAUUAGUUGCUGCCCUUGAAAAGGAGUUGGAAGCGAAGAACGCAGCGAUACGGGAUUGGCAGAGAACUAACCCUGUAGUUGGAAAGCCUGACCCGCCAACCGAUGUGCGCGACGGGACUGAGGAGGACGACUUGAACGAGGCAUCCCUGGAUGACGAAGAAGACGUGGAUGGCGACGAAGACAUGUGAAGUAGGAACCAGCUGACAGCAGGGCGUGUUAUGGCGUCCCAGGUUGAAUGCAUAAAGUGGGUGCCUGGGACGAACUUCCUGGUGGAUGGCUUUGCAUUCAAGAACCCCCGGUGUUCGCAUUACUUCUUGACUCACUUCCACUCCGACCACACAGUGGGUCUCAAUAAGAGCUUCGAUGGAGGCGUCAUAUACUGCUCCCAUGUUACAGCCCGGCUCCUGGUGCACGACAUGGGCAUCAAGCCGCAGGUGGUGAAGCCGCUCGCUGUAGGCGUGGCUGUGAUGGUCCAGGGGGUGCGGGUGACACCCCUGGAUGCCAACCACUGUCCUGGCUCCGUCAUGUUCCUCUUCGAGGUGCCCGCCACCGCGUUGACCAAGUCCCGGUCACUCGCUGCGACUGCAGCGGCAACUGCGUUCCGGGGUUCUGCCAGCCCCGUAUCCUCGUAUCAGAGGGCGCUGGUGCUGCCAUGCCCCUCUACCAGGGCCCUGUCACCCGGUGGUGCUGCUGUAGACCAGUCGGCGAAGCAGCAAGGAAACGAGGGUAGCGAUGUUCGAGUUUCAGGGCCCAGCUUGGACGAUGUGGCAAGGAAUGCAGCGCGGGAAGGAGAGACUUGGGGAUGGGCGACUGUACACGAGGAGGUUCCCGGCAUGGCAGGUGGUAGCCAGUGCGGCGCCGCGGCUGCCACCCAUAACAUUCUCCACACCGGUGACUGCAGGUGGCAGCGCUGGAUGCGGGACCAGCCGGGACUGGCUGGCGUGCGCGUGGACACACUCCUCCUGGACACCACGUACGCAGCGCCCAAACAUACACUGCCACCUCAGCAGGAGGCCAUCGCUAUGAUGGUCCAGGUGAUGCGGGAUGCCCUUGUUGCGGAGCCUCAGACGGUUUUCUUGGUCGCCACGUACCACAUUGGCAAGGAGAGGGCGUUUCUGGGGGCCGCGCAACAGCUGCAUGCCAGGGUGUGGUCCAGCCCCGCCAAGCGUUCCUUGCUACGGCUUUUGGACCUGCCGGCUGAGCACAUGGCGCUGCUGGUGGACGACCCCCGGGAGGCAAUGGUGCACUUGACGGGCUGGGGACUGCGUCCGGAGGACCUGCGGGCGAGUUGUUGGCUGCCGAGGCCAGGCUGGGGAUUGAAGGGUGCCAAGAGGGCCUACUUGGAGCGGCAUCUGGGCGUGUGGAAGCAGGCCGUCGGCAUCCGUCCCACGGGUACGCUGCGGGGGAGUGCGGUAACACUAUCUGGUUGUUCUUGGCACUGUUUGGUUUGCCGUUUGCAUGGGCGAUGUCAUGUUUCACAUAAGGAGCACUCGCAAAUGACCGGGAACGGCAUGUAUCGUUUAUUGCCCCGUGAUGAAACUGCACGGUAUCUCGGGCUGCACUACGGCACAGGCCAACGGUUUGCGGCCUGCACGAACCAGCUACUUGCGGCAUGGAAACGGGACACUUUUUGCCUCAUUGCUCUCUGUGGCGACAAGAAAAUUACCGUACCCAAGCUCAACAUGUCCCUUUAUAAUGUUCUUGUGCGUACAUGUAACUGCUGGACAUUUCGGCGGGGAGGUGGGGUGUCCAUCCGCCGCGAGGGCAACGUGGUCGUCGCCGGAGUGCCAUACAGCGAGCACAGCAGCUGGACCGACUUGUGUGACGCCGUCUCACAGCUGCGCCCACGGAUACUCAUCCCAACUGUCAAUGCCUCCACGCCCGCCCAACGAAGAGCCCUGGUGGACCGCUUCGCUCACCUAAUGGACUUGAGUGGCGACCGCUCACGACUGGAUGUGUACCUGGCUCGCGGUACUCGAGAGGUGGAUGGGAAAGCUGCUGGAGGCUGCGGCAUGGGAACAGGUGCACCAAGUCAGGACCAGGUUGAGCGAAGCGGCAAGGCUGGUAGGGCAGCUGCAGCCCCUGAUGCAGGACUUGCUGGUGUUGCACCUGUCGCACCUAUCAACCUAGGCGCUGUAGAUGUGGCAGAGCAGGAGCGCAUCCUCGCAGACCUGCAGCGGCGCCGCGAGCUGCUACAUCAAAGGCAGUGGCAGCAGCACUUCAAGGUUAGCCAGAAGCAGGGCCAUCAGCAGCAGCGGCGACGUAGUAAGAGGAGUUUAUGCGACCCCCAGGACGACCUGGUAUCCGAGAUGAUGACUAGCGCUGGCAAGCGGGUGCGUGCAAAUGGGCUUCUGCAAGCUGUUGCGGAACAGCAGGGUGGUGCCGGGCCCCCUGACCCGAAGCUCGGGGCUAGGGUGGAAGGUAAGGGAGGUUUGGAACCAAGCCCUGCCGGAGCACCGCAACCAGCAGGGUGUCAAGCGACUGCCGCUGGUGCAGCAAUUAGGGACGUGAGUCAUAGUGCAGCGUCUAACGGCAAUGGCAUCAGCAGUAUGCCGCAUCGGGCCAAUCAAAUGUGGCAGUACCCGGAAAGCGCCGUGCGCUGUGGCGCCGGCAAAGAGAGCCGCGUCUGUGACAUGGACAUCAUCGAUCUGAGCCUUGAGGAUGAGGAUGAGGGCGGCGGCAAGGGGCCUGUGAGCAUCAAAGCCAGCGGGGCUGCAAGGUCGGGUGCGCCCCGUGGAAAGCAGAUGGGGUUGGGUUUAGCUCUAGCCAGCAGUGGGAUGGCCGAUAACUGUUCAGGGUGUACAUGGCCGGAUCGGGGCGGCCGCG
Messenger RNA from Volvox carteri f. nagariensis, 3133 nucleotides. RefSeq lists its product as uncharacterized. Gene Ontology annotation, molecular function: 5'-3' DNA exonuclease activity; damaged DNA binding. Lineage: Eukaryota; Viridiplantae; Chlorophyta; Chlorophyceae; Chlamydomonadales; Volvocaceae. The record is from RefSeq and is a predicted model, not a curated record. The annotation marks the transcript as partial. Gene Ontology annotation, biological process: double-strand break repair via nonhomologous end joining; protection from non-homologous end joining at telomere; interstrand cross-link repair. The transcript is spliced from 16 exons.